AUGUCUAACAAAGGCCUUGUCUAAAACAAUCCUAGGUUGAGAUUCUUGUGCAACUAUUACUAGGUUAUGCUCCACAACGAGAAGAUCUACAGCUAUUAAUUUUCUGUGGAAGGGAUGGAAGCUGCAGAAGUGAUGAAAAGAACUGGUGAAAUCCUAAAAGCUUGCAUCAACAAACUAAGAGAAGUUUUUACUAAUAAAUUCUUGUUUUAGCACUCUGUCUUAUACUCUCCUGUACAACUACAAGCUAACUAAAUGACAGAAAUAGGAACUGUUGAUACUAAGACUGUGAGCCUCAAACUUUUGGGAGAGGCAAAUAACGAAAGAGAAGUUUAAAACAUUUUUGGACGUCUUAUCAAAACAGUAUUUGCUAAGAUUAAGCUCAAUAAACUAGGAAGAAAGUACUUCGAUCCAGCUUCUCGUAAAGAGUAUAACGAAUAUGAUUUAGCUGUUUUCAGUGGGUAUGAGAGCUCAUUAGAAAAAUACUCAUUUAAUCAAAAACUUCUGAAUAUAGAUAGUUGCUUUAAAGUCUAAAGAACCUCAAAUCUAUUGCAAGCUCUUCAAUAAGUAAAAGAUAGAAAUGACCUUUCAGGAUUUGUAGGUAAUACUGUUAUCACCUCUUACAAUGGUAAAUUUCACCGUAUAGAAUCUAUUGAAAAAGAUAUGUCUCCUAAUGAUGCAUUUGAAGAUAGAAAAGGAACUAAAAAAACAUAUAUGCAAUACUACAAAGAAGCCUAUAAUAUUGGUAACAUCGACCCAAACUAGCCUCUUGUGAAAUGUGUUGAGCUAAAAGGUAAGACUAAGACUCCUUUCACUUACUAUUUGAUUCCUUCACUAUGCCAAGUCACAGGAUUGACUGAUUAACAGAGAAAUGAUUUCAAUUUAAUGAAAAAGCUUGCUGAAGUAACCAAACCAAAAGCCGGAGAAAGAAUUGCUUAAGCAAGCAAAUUUAUUUAAAGAAUAAAAUAAGAUGCAGAUAAAACAUUGAAAGAUUGGUCAGUUGAAAUAUGUGAAAAACCUUAAACUAUUGACUACAAGCAACUUGAUGCAGGUAAUAUGGAAAUGCAACAAGGAAAAAAAAAGAUAAAUGUUGCUACAGGUAAUUUAGAUCGUGACACCUAAACUUAAAUGUUUGAACAACCUUCUCUCAAUAUGUGGGCUAUUAUUUACAGUGAUCGUGACUAAAAAACAUUUGACAGUCUUCUAAGAACAUUUUAAGAGUGCUUAAAAUUCUACAAUUAUCCAUGCAAACCUCCUAAUUGCAUCAGUGUCUAAAGCAGAGGAGCCUAAGAUUGGAUAAAUGCUCUAAAGAAUGCUCCUGAUAAUGUUUAAAUGGCUGUUUUCUUACUCCCAGGAAAGAAAAAAGCAGGAAUGUAUUAUGAUGAAAUCAAAAGAUAUUUCACAAAUGUUAAACCUAUUCCAACAUAAGUUAUUCUUGCAAGCACCGCAAUGAAAGAUAAAGGGCUGAGAAGUGUUGUAAAUAAACUUUUGAUGCAAAUUUGUGCAAAAACCGGUGGUGUUCCUUGGGUUAUGGAUAAUUUACCCUUUUAGAACUUACCAACAAUGGUGGUAGGAAUGGAUGUUUUCCACAAUACUCCUGGAAAAAAAGAAUCAAUUUUCGGAUUUGUUUCAACAGUAGAUAGGAAUUUCUCAAAAUACUACUCUCACUCCCACGUGCUACCAACUGGUUAAGAAAUCACUCCUUUCCUUUAGCAAGUUUAUGAAUAAGCUCUUAAGGAGUUUAAGGAUUCAAAUGGAGUUUAUCCUUAGCAGAUCAUCAUUUUCAGAGACGGUGUUGGUGAAGGCUAAUUUAAUGCUGUAAAAGACAUUGAAAUGCCUCAGUUAAAACAAGCUUGCCAAAAAAUAAAUGGUUGUGAAAAUAUUAAAUUCACUCUCAUUAUAGUCAACAAGAAAGUUGGAGCUAAGUUUUACUAAAGCCAAGAUGGGAAUGUGGGUUCAGCUGAAAACCCACCACAAGGAGCUCUAAUUGAAGAUAGAGUUACGAAGGGAGUUAAUGACUUCUUUAUUGUCAGCUAAAAGACAAAUCAAGGUACUGCUUCUCCUACUCACUACACUAUUAUCUAUAACGAUAUGAUUGAUGAGGCUUUGCAAAAAGAUAACUCUCCUUAAUACAGAGAAUUUAAGAGAGACCUUUAAGUUCUAGCUUUCAAGCUUUGCUUCUUGUACUAUAACUGGACUGGAGCCAUUAAAACUCCAUCUGCAGUUAGGUAUGCUCACACCCUUUCCAACUUUGUAGGAGACAGAUACAAUCCUAGAAAGAACGAUGACACUUUGAUCCAAGCUCACCCUAAAUAUGAUAAAUUUAGAUCUCUCUACUUCAUUUGA
Molecule: messenger RNA, 2343 nt
Organism: Tetrahymena thermophila SB210
Lineage: Eukaryota; Ciliophora; Oligohymenophorea; Hymenostomatida; Tetrahymenidae
Product: piwi domain protein
Exons: 6
Biological process (GO): regulatory ncRNA-mediated gene silencing
Cellular component (GO): P granule
Molecular function (GO): piRNA binding; protein binding
Source: RefSeq, a predicted model, not a curated record